Anastrepha obliqua is the source of this 2575-nucleotide messenger RNA. RefSeq names its product larval serum protein 1 beta chain-like. Bases 29 to 2386 code for a protein of 785 amino acids. The transcript is spliced from 2 exons. NCBI's taxonomy places the organism in Eukaryota, Metazoa, Arthropoda, Insecta, Diptera, Tephritidae. The record is from RefSeq and is a predicted model, not a curated record.
AAGUAUCUAAUCCGAAGCAGUUGUCGAGAUGAAGUUCACUAUCGUUCUUUUGGCACUCGUUGGCCUGGUAGCCGCCGUCAGCGUUCCUCCCACCAACAAGGUUACAGUCGCCGAUCAUGAUUUCUUGGAGAAGCAGAAGUUCCUCCUUGAAAUUGUCUACCGUGUAGAGGAUCCAUUGAUGUUCGAAGAAUAUAUCAAGUUGGGCCAGCAGGCGGUCCAUGACAAGGCGCUUUAUACCCAUUACGAUAGCUAUAUGGAGAAAUUCUACGAGUCCCACAAAAUGGGUGUGCUGUUGCCAAGAGGUGAAUUCUUUGGCGCACUGGUCAAGACUCACCACAAACAAGCUUAUGGUCUCUUCAACUACUUGUACUAUGCCAAGGAUUGGGAAACCUUCCAACGAAACGUCGCUUGGGCUCGCAUGCACGUCAACGAAGGCAUGUUCGUAUAUGCUCUUACUUUGGCCGUUAUCCAUCGUGAUGACUUCCAAGGUCUGAUGCUACCCUCCAUCUAUGAAAUAUUCCCACAAUACUUCCUCAACAGCAAAUUAAUUUACGCUGCUGAGAAAUUUGACUACAACACCUGGAGCAAAUAUAACCAGUACGAGAAGGAGUUCAACGAUGUCUACUACAGAAACAACAAACACCACAACCAAGACUACUUCUAUAUGAGAGACUUCAAGACCUACCAAUGGUGGAAGCUUAUGGGUCUGGGUGAACACUGGUAUCCUGCAGAGAAGAACUUCCCACUGCGCGAAAACACCUACGAACUUGUUUCUGACGACAAAUAUGCGUCAUUCAUGAAGGAUAUAAAAAUUUUCUGGCAUCCCGUUGACUACACUCGUGAUAUUGAGUUCUUCAAUAAGCACUCUGUAUUGUCAUACUUCACUGAGGAUUUGGGCUGGAACUCGUAUUGGUAUUAUUUGAAUAUGGACUAUGCUUUCUUCUUGGAUGGCAAAACAUUCGGCUUGAUCGCCGGAUCGGUUAAUAGUCGCCGUGGUGAAUGGUGGCUCCACAAUAUUGACCAAAUGUUGGCUCGUUACUACAUGGAACGUUUGUCCCAUGGUAUCGGUGAAAUCCCUCAACUAUCUUGGUAUCAUGCUUUCGAACUGGGCUAUGAUCCAGAAUUGGUUUCGUAUAAUGGUGUUGGUUAUAGCUACCGUAAGAACUACUUCGAAAUACAAGCUUAUGGCAACUUCGACAUAUUGAACCAAAUCCAAAGCCAUUACAAGCGUAUCUAUGGUAGCAUUGUGUCGGGAGUUUACACUACACAGGAUGGCCAGAAAAUCGAUCUGCGCCAACCGGAAUCUAUUGAAUACAUCGGAAACCUUUUGCAAGGUAGCACUGAUAGUAUUGACACACAAUUCUUCAACGACUGGUACAUGCUGCAAUAUAUGUACCUCGCCAACGUCGAAGAGAACGAUUACGAAGUAACCCCCAACGUCCUAUUGAACUUCGAAUCCAUGAUGCGUGAUCCUAUCACCUACAGUGGAGCUACCUGGAUCACCGAAAUACUUCGCCUUUUCAAAAACCAACUCCCCUCUUACACCGAAGAGGAAAUUGGUCUUGUCGGCGUUGAAAUCAAAAAUGUCGAGGCUAGUGAACUGGUCACCUAUUUCGACAUGGUAGACAUUGAUGUUACCAACUUGAUGAAUGACAAAAUGGUAUUCGUUGAUGGUUCAUUCGUUUGGGAUAAAUCAUUGUACGCUCGUCAAAUGCGUCUCAACCACAAGCCAUUCCACUUUAACAUCACAGUGCAAUCUGACAAGCAACAAAAAGUUGUAAUUCGCUCAUUCUACGGACCUAAAUACGAUGAGUACGGACGUCUUAUCUCAAUGCAAAGGAACCGCGAGAACUUUGUUGAGUUGGAUGAAUUCGUUUAUGAGCUGACUGUUGGGGAAAAUGUAAUCAAACGCUCAUCCGAUGACUACCUCUGGACUGUGAAGGAUCGCACCACUUACACCGAACUGUAUCACUACGUUAUGGCUGCCUUCGAUGGCAAAUACGAAUUGCCAUUAGACAUUAGCGAACCACACUCUGGUUUCCCAGAUCGUCUUCUCUUACCUAAGGGUUGGGAGAGUGGAUUCCCUGUGCAAUUGUUCUUCCACAUUGCGCCCUACCAAGCAUCCGUCGAGCAAUACUCCAACUUCGACUCAAGCUACAGCAGCGGCAUUGGUUCCGGCACACGUUAUAUUGACAACAAACAAUUCGGUUAUCCAUUGGAUCGUCCAAUUGAUGAAUUCGAACUGCUCUCAAUGUCUAACAGCUACUUCAUGGAUGUGAGCAUCUACCACAACAACACCCUCAAGCCAUACUACGAGGAAUACGAGAACUUCGGUCACUUCGACUACAACUUCUACAAUCAUUACUACACCAAAUACUUCCAAUAAAUCUAAGGCUCGAGCUGGCUGUGGCAUAAACUCAAUAUCGAAUUGGGUAUAAUUAAGGAAAAAAUUAAAAUCUUGUCAACUAUUAUGUAGCGUUCAAGUGUUGAAUUAAUAUCUUAAGCGUUAUUCAAUUAAAACAAAAUACAAUAAAACAAAAAAGUGCAACCAAUCGCUACGACGAUUCAAAAAGUA